AUGUCUUUCACCAGCAAUGCUUUGAGUGCUACUUUUCAAGUACCUAAACUAGCAAAGGAUGGUUUGCACUGGAUUACAUACAAGACAAGAGUCACUACUGCUGUCGGAGCAAAAGGACUGUCUAGAUUUCUACUAGGAUCUGCCAGGAAGCCACCUGUCAAAAAUUACAAGUACGACUCGGCAGGUGUAGCUAAACUGGAUAAUGGAACAGUAAUAACUGAAAAGCAAAUAGAUGAUUAUGAGGCUAAAGUGGACAAAUAUGCCCAAAAGGAGUGCCCCGUCACACAACAACUAUACUCAACCAUACAUGACGAGACCUUAAUCCAGAUACAGGACAGGAGCUCGGCAGCUGCAAUAUGGGACACUCUGACCAAAAUGCACGAAGGCAAGUCAGAAAUGAUGCAAGUGGAUAUCCAAUGA
Molecule: messenger RNA, 420 nt
Organism: Serpula lacrymans var. lacrymans S7.9
Lineage: Eukaryota; Fungi; Basidiomycota; Agaricomycetes; Boletales; Serpulaceae
Exons: 1
Coding region: 1-420 (139 amino acids)
Source: RefSeq, a predicted model, not a curated record